This is a messenger RNA of Exophiala spinifera, 447 nucleotides long. RefSeq lists its product as uncharacterized. Lineage: Eukaryota; Fungi; Ascomycota; Eurotiomycetes; Chaetothyriales; Herpotrichiellaceae. The transcript is spliced from 2 exons. The coding region runs from base 1 to 447 and encodes 148 amino acids. The record is from RefSeq and is a predicted model, not a curated record.
AUGGAGGAGGGCAUCAAGCCUAAGCCUAAAGUUAAAACUGUACUGGAUCAACAGUUCAUUGUGGUAGGUGAUGACUCGAAAGAUCAUGUCGAUACUCUUCAACGCAAUUUUACCAGAAAACACUGGCCUUCCGAUCUUGAGAACCUACUUGAAUGGCAUGCGAGGAAUGAAACGGAUCUUGAAGCACUCAAGCUGAGGAGGAAGAUUUUGAGUAAAGGAGAUUGGCCGGAGUUGAUAGAGGACAUCAUGAACUGUUUUGAAGAGAUGGAGUGGUCGCCAGAGCUCAAAAACAAGCUCUAUCUAAAAAUUCAAUCGAAGCUGUUGGCGGUGUGUAAUCGACUGGGGAGAGGCAGGCAAGGUACGCAAUCAAAGGUCGAACCCAGCUCGGAGAGGAAGGGGCCCAGGGACAUGGGUAAUGGAGAGCGGACAACGGAAUACGAGGAAUGA